AUGAAUAUCCAAACCUCCACAGACGCCCAGUUGGAUGAUAACAUCGGCCUCAAAAUCGCCAUCGAGGAGGCUAAAAAGAGUCUCACUGAGAAUGCGUUAAUUUCUUCCACGGGGGAGGUGUUGGCUCGUUCUCAUAACCUGGCGUGGCAGAAGAUGUCCCCUAUAUUCCAUGCCGAGAUGGCAACCUUUGACGCUGCAGGGCACGUUUCGAAGGCAGUCUAUCGUCUUGCAACGUUAUAUACGACGCUGACGCCCUGCGACAUGUGUACCGGAGCGAUUCUAUGGUUUGGUGUGGGGAGGGUUGUAAUGGGAGAGGCAAAGUCUGUUGGUGGCGGAGGUCAUGAUAUAUUGAGGAGUCGAGGGGUGGAAGUGAUGGACAUGGACAGCGAGGAGUGCUAUGAGAUGCUGCAGAAGUUUAUGAAGGAUCAUCCAGAUAGGUGGAAAAAUCCUUCCAAAAUUGCUUGCAAUUGA
This is a messenger RNA of Morchella sextelata, 471 nucleotides long. RefSeq lists its product as uncharacterized. Lineage: Eukaryota; Fungi; Ascomycota; Pezizomycetes; Pezizales; Morchellaceae. The transcript has 3 exons. Gene Ontology annotation, molecular function: diaminohydroxyphosphoribosylaminopyrimidine deaminase activity. Bases 1 to 471 code for a protein of 156 amino acids. The record is from RefSeq and is a predicted model, not a curated record. Gene Ontology annotation, cellular component: cytoplasm; nucleus.